CAAUCAGAACAGAUUUAUUUGCAAACGCGUGGAACGCUCAAACCCCAGAUUUCGUUUCAUGGAAACCCCAACCCGGUGCACGAGCGGUUGAUGCUUUUACAUGCAACUGGAGAAAUGUAGAUGGUUAUCUCUUUCCCCCCUUUUCCCUUAUUCCUCGUUGUCUGGCGAAGAUAAGGAGAGAACGGUGCACAGUCACCAUGGUAUGCCCAGUAUGGCCAAGUCAACCAUGGUAUCCCCUUAUAUUAGAGUUAGUGUGCGACACACCAAGAAUCUUACCACCCGGCCACCAAUUACUGACCUCUCCAUCCGGAAAUCCGCAUCCGCUCGCGGGGGCCAACCUUAUGCUAGCCGCCUGGAGACUAUCAGGAUCGGACUCGAAAGUAAAGGAUUUUCAGGGAACACUGUCAAAGUACUGUUGGCAGGGAGUCGUACAUCCACGCUAUCUACCUACGAGUCAGCGUGGCGCAACUGGAAUAAUUGGUGUGCUGGGGAGCAUCAUGAUCCCAUGUCAAAUGAUUUGACAGUCAUGUUGGACUUCCUUACGACCUUGCAUAUGGAGGAUAGCGUGGCCAUUGGGCAGCAUCCGCUAGUAAUACGUUUUAUGAAAGGAUGUUAUAAUGAAAAUCCCCCUAGGCCUAAAUACUCGUCGAUCUGGGACGUGGAAGUCGUUUUCAGCUAUAUGCGUCAUGCGGGUAACAAUUUGUCACUAGAUCUCUCAUCGCUUACAAAAAAACUGGCUACAUUAUUGGCGGUCUCUACCCUACUGAGAGUGUCUGAAAUAGCAUCUUUAGACAAACGUACUUUGGAAUUUUCCUCUUCCGGAGCUAAGAUAGCUCUCUCCAAACCAAGAAAGGCUCAAACAAGCGGUCCUUUGCGACAUUAAUAGGACAGAGGCAAAUCAGCAGCAUUUACUCAUCAGUUUAAUACAACCGUUCGGGUCAGUUUCAGGCAAUACGGUGGCUAGAUGGAUAAAAGAGUAUUUGUCAGAUGCAGGAAUCGACACAUCAAUUUUUUCAGCUCAUUCAACAAGGGGCGCCGCAGCUUCAGAAGCAGCAAGAUCAGGAAUUUCGAUAGAUGCAAUUCUUCGAGCGGGAGAUUGGUCGAACGAAACAACCUUUGCAAAAUACUACAACCGAGAAAUCACGCUUUGAAAUCACCCUUAGGGUAGAGUGAAAAUGUUUUGCAUGCAAUUUAUAGUUGCCAGAGGGAUCGCGAAGCGAUCCCGACAGGCAACUGUGAUUGCAUGUAAAUAAAUGAAACGAGACCCUAAGGGUCUCUAAAAUCCCACCACAACCACCCAUCAGUCUAUCGUUCAUAUCAUUAAAUUAUUAAAAUUUUUAUUUUUCCUAUGGUUAGGAAGUACAGAGGAGGUUUUGGAAGACGUGGAGGUGGCCAGCAGUACAACGGGCAGUGAGUUCUUCCGCACCAUUGCCCACAAGCCCAUGCAAGCCAGGAAUUAUCAUUAUUUUCAAGUUUCAGUCGCGCUAUCAUCGCGAGAUCCUUUAGUUUUGUUUUGGUUCCCCCUUUUUUCCCUUGUUUGUUUGCAUAAGAGGGCUUGUACAGUUUGUGCUAUAUCCUU
Molecule: messenger RNA, 1579 nt
Organism: Daphnia magna
Lineage: Eukaryota; Metazoa; Arthropoda; Branchiopoda; Diplostraca; Daphniidae
Exons: 3
Coding region: 101-883 (260 amino acids)
Source: RefSeq, a predicted model, not a curated record